UCAGGUCGACCAAGCAAUGCCUCAGACAGAUAAGCAAAUAUGCAUCCCCCCGGAGCUGCCGGAAUUGCUGAAGCAAUUCACCAAAGCCGCCAUUCGGACCCAGCCGCAGGAUCUCAUCCAGUGGGCUGCAGAUUAUUUCGGGGCUAUGUCCCGUGGAGAGAUUCCUCCAGUGAGAGAGCGGUCUGAGCGAGUGGCUUUGUCUAACUGGGCAGAGCUUACACCUGAGCUGUUAAAGAUCCUGCAUUCUCGGGUUGCUGGAAGACUGAUUAUCCACGCAGAUGAGCUGGCCCAGAUGUGGAAGGUGCUGAGUCUCCCAACAGACCUGUUUAAUAGUGUGAUGAAUGUGGGCCGUUUCACGGAGGAGAUCGAGUGGCUGAAGUUUUUAGCUCUUGCUUGCAGUUCUCUUGGAGUCACCAUUGCCAAAACUCUCAAGAUAGUGUGCGAGGUGCUAUCAUCUGACCAUGACAGUGGACCUCCCCGGAUCCCAUUUAGCACCUUCCAGUUUCUCUACACAUAUAUUGCUGAGGUGGACGGGGAGAUCUCUGCCUCACAUGUCAGCCGAAUGCUGAACUACAUUGAACAGGAAGUAAUUGGUCCUGAUGGUUUAAUCAAAGUCAAUGACUUUACCCAAAACCCCAGGGUUCGGCUGGAGUAAAAGCACGGUUUUGGCCAUUUUAAAGGAAGAUAACAGAGUUGAUUGUGCUUCAGAACGACUGAACCCCACGCACCACCGAAUGUCAAUUUUCUUGUACAACUGGUCCACACCAAUAAACAAUUAAGCAAACCUAUGAACUC
Molecule: messenger RNA, 795 nt
Organism: Enhydra lutris kenyoni (northern sea otter)
Lineage: Eukaryota; Metazoa; Chordata; Mammalia; Carnivora; Mustelidae
Product: ropporin-1
Exons: 5
Coding region: 17-655 (212 amino acids)
Source: RefSeq, a predicted model, not a curated record